AUGAACGUGCAUCUUCCGUUGAAGAGUAAAGAGUUAAAGACACUUCACAGACUACGAAGUCUAAAGCAUGUUCCUGCACUCGCCGCUCAUUUCGCCCACCAACAACGACAAGCGGAUAGUCAGGACCCUGAAAUCCAACGAGCUUGGUUCAAUGCGAUGAAAGAUGUGUUUGAAGAAAUCAAUGAAAUAUUUUGGUGUGUUCCUUUCACCACCCCAUUCCAAUUCUUAGACGUCGGCUGCUGUCCAGGCGGAUUCUCAUCUUACAUCCUUUCACGAUACCCUCUCGCGAAUGGGACCGGGAUGUCUCUUCCUGUCGAGAAAGGAGGACACAAGCUACUUCUCGGAGAAGAUUUUCAUACUCGGUUUAACCUCAUAUGGGCCGAUAUCAUGUUAUUUGAACUAGGAAACCGUCUCGUUCAUAACCAUGGGCCCAACACUUUCGCUCCUACUUUCCCUUUCGCUCCAGAUCACGGAGGGUUCGACUUGAUCAUCCUCGACGGUCAUCCACUGCAUACACAGGCUAUCGGAGAUUCCGAAGAUGUCCAUAUCCUAGGCGAUCGAUUGAUCAUCUCUUCUCUUAUCCUUGGGAUGUUUUGUAUCAAGAACGGAGGAUCGAUUAUGAUGAAGUUGUCUAUGCCAGAUAGGAAGAUCACCGCACAGAUCAUGUAUCUGUUCGAUAUGUUAUCUGGAGAUCUGAGAACGUGGAAACCGGUCAACAUCCACGCGAUACAAUCGACGUUCUACGUCAUCGCUCGCGAUUUUGGGGGCGGAAUGAUGGCGGGGAGGUAUUGGUAUGUCUUGACUGGGUUGAGGGAUCUUUGGGAGAGGUUGGUGGUUGGGGAGCAGAAUGGGAGGUUGAGACAUGAUGAUUUGGAUUUUGUGGUGGAUAGGAGAGGGUUGAAGGCGUAUUCGGGAAGGUUAGAGGAGCUUAGUAGGCAUCUUUGGGAUGUUGAAGCUCAGAGUUUGUUGCAAUGGCAUGAGGCUCGGGAGAAUGGAUUCUAG
This is a messenger RNA of Marasmius oreades (fairy-ring Marasmius), 1002 nucleotides long. RefSeq lists its product as uncharacterized. Gene Ontology annotation, biological process: methylation. Lineage: Eukaryota; Fungi; Basidiomycota; Agaricomycetes; Agaricales; Marasmiaceae. Gene Ontology annotation, molecular function: methyltransferase activity. The transcript has 3 exons. The coding region runs from base 1 to 1002 and encodes 333 amino acids. The record is from RefSeq and is a predicted model, not a curated record.